AUGAAGUUGAAAAAAAGCUUGAAAGUGCCAUUCAAAACAAAACAAUUGAAAUCCAUCAAAACAACUCGUUUGCAAAAGAUUACAACUGUUUACAUCAACUUUGGAUUCUGCCUCCUUCUACUGUCUCAUCUGCCCGGCUGCUUACUAUUGGUGCAUAUGUACUGGACUCUGACGAUACUUUCUCUGGCAGUCCUUUGGCUUGCCUAUAGACUAUACGUCUUAGCAAAGGUACCAGUUGAAGAUUUGGUUAAAACAUUAAAGAUAGAGAUUCCAAAAUCAUCCAAGAUAUCAGUUGAUAAUAUUACCAAUGAGAAAGUUCAUAUACAUUGGGAUCAACCCGUAUCUGAACCAAAAGUGACAAGUUUUGUGAUUUAUAUAAAUGGGAAACAGGUUUCAAUAAUUAAUGGAAAUGAAUCAUAUUGUUGUCUGUCAAACUUAUUAUCUGAUACACGUUACAAAAUUGAUUUGAUAUCCAUCAACAGUAAAGGCUAUAAGGCUAAGAGUGAAUCCAUAUAUGUUAAAACAAAAUCAGAUAAACUACAAAAUUAUGGUACAAAUAUCCUGUUGGAAAAUCCAGAGAAUUUGUUUAGACUCUUGACUGAUAGUACCGAUGUCACCACUGUUCAAAAACUUGCCACUUCAUCAGCUUUAUACCCAAAUGGAGAGGCAAAAGUUCCAGGAAGAUCACGUUCUGCUACGGUGUCUUCUGUUAAUGGAACUAACAAUAAUAACAACGGCGGCACAAAUGGUACUGUCAACAACUCAUAUGCUGCAUCAACUACUAGUCUGUUACCAGAUCCAAGAUCUUUGGAUGAUAUUGAAGAACUUAGAUAUUACUUGGAAUCAGGACAGGAAGAACUACAUACAAUUUUGAAUCAACAAGCUCAAGCGCUUGAUGAUUUCCAUGAACAAGAGGCAAUAUUAAUUGAAGAACGAGAUAAAUUGAGAGAACGUAAAAAAUUAGAAGAUGGGAAUAGACAAUCCAUGAAGAGUGAAAUCAAAAUGUUGGAUGAUUCAAGACGUUUAACAGAGUUGAAGAAAUCUAAACAAGAAAAUGCAUUUGCUGCUAAAGAAAAAUCAAUUGAAAAAAUGGAUCAAGAUCUCAUAAAUUGGAAUAUCAAAAUCGAAGGGUUUGAAAAACAAAAAAGUGAACUACUUGAAUCUGAAGAAUCUAUACAUAGUGAAUUAGACAGUGAUAUCUUAAAGAAGAAAGAAAAAAUCAAAUCUUUACAAGAACAAAUUGCUAAAAUUGAUGAAGAUAUCAAAAUUUUCAACUCAAGAAAGAAGCAAAAAGAUCAACUCAAACCACAAUUUAUCAAAAUUUUCAAAUCUUUGGCUGAUCAUACAGAUUCUGUUGGUUGUAUGGAUGCUGAAGGUGUUAAGAGUUUGGAGAUUUUGAGUAACUUGGAUCCUGAAGUCCAUAGUAAACUUCAAAAGGAAAUUGAACUUGAUGCAAAACUUGAAGCUGAAUGGAGAGCUCAACAACAACGUGAAGUUAAUAAUUGUGUUAAAGUCUCAAAAGCUUAUGAACAAGUUAAAUCUGAAAAUGCUGCUUUGAAAAAUCCACUUAAUCCAACAAGUUCUCAUAGCUCAACACCACCAAGUGUUCACUCUCAACCAUCAAGUAUUGUUCAACAACAAAUUCAACAAAUUCAAUUACAACAACAACAGCAACAACAACAGCUACAACAACAACAGCAUAAUAUUUCUUCCGCACAACAUACGUUUCCAUUUACUAUUCCAGGCUCUAAUAUCAAUAACUCAGGAAACUAUAACUACAAUGGUAUUCAAACAGGUAGUUCACCAUCUCUUAACUCAUUCAUCAAUCAACAUAAUCAACAACAACAGCAACAACAACAACAAAAUCCUAAUUUUCCUUCAUCAUCAUUCUGGAACUAUAAUGCAUCUGAUGGAUUUGCUUUCAACACAACAAUGCCAAAUGCAUCACUCAAUCCAAAAGGUGAAGAAGAAGAAGAUGACGAUCUUGAAAGCCCAGUUGCCAAAUCCAAUGCCAAUCAUCUACUGCCAAAAUACCUAAUUGAUGAAGAUGCUGAUUUUAUGAAGUUUGUGAACAAUGUUCAAAAUCAAACACCAUUUGAAAACAACUCAACUGCCAAUAGUGCUAAUCAUAUACCACCACCAUCUAAUUCAUUUGGGCUAGGAAAUGCAUUCAAUGCUCCACUGAAUGACUCGUCAGCAAAUGUGAGUACAAGAGGUAUAUUUCAAGGUGAUUUUGGCGGACUUCAAACACAACCUAGAUUUUCAUUAGAAAAUCCUUCAUCACCACCUCAUUCCUUCAAUGCUGAGUUAUUAUCAACUCAAACAUCACCAUCAAACAAUAAUGAUAUUCGUUCCGUUUUAUCAGGGAAUACUAAUGAGUUCUUACCAAAUACUUUCCAACCUAUUCAACCUUUGAAUCAAGAUCCACAAACACCAAAAGAUCAUAAUAUACUGAGUCCGUUUUCACCAAGAAGACUGUCAAAUGCUCUGGGUUUUGGUAAGAAAAAUAAUGAUGAACAUGAAAUGACUUCUGGAUUCUUAGGAUCUAAAUCAUCAUCACAACAUAGUAAAUUUUUUGGUAAGGCUAAUAAUAAAAGUGAAGAUCAUUCAAAUGAUACUACAACACCAUUAUUUUCAUUUUCAAAUGAGAUUCCAGGAACAUUAGACUCUGUUUGGAAAAGUCCUGGAUUAGGUGGUAAUGCUCAUAAUAGAAAUAUUUCAGUUAAUUCAACUCAUUCAAAUAAUACAAGUUUUGAAAGAGAACAUGGAAUUUCUAAAUUUUUCCCAUCAGGAGUUGCUAAUACAAACAAUAAUGAUACCCAAAAUGUUUCUACUGAUUUCUUAGCUGCACCAGCUCCAAAUGAUUUCAAUCAUGAAUAUAAUGCAUCAAUUUCAUCUGGUGCAAUUUCUGAUGGUACACAUUUUAAUGGCGAUGAAGCUAUGCAAUUAACCAAUACAAACAAAACGUCAAAUACUGCAUCCAUUAAAUCAAUCAAAUCAACUGCAGAUAAUUCAUCAAAUAUUAGUUCAUCUCCAUCAUUUUUCAGAAAGAGUAAAUUUCUGAAUUUUGGUGGUGAUAAAAAUCAAUCACAUGAGAAUAGUUCAUCAAAAACACCAUCACAAAAAAGCUCAACAUUAUUUAAGACCAUAUCACCAACUAAGAGUGAUAAUCCAGUUAUUGAAGAUUCAGAUGUUGAAGACUAUGUUCCAAGUAAUUCAAAUAAUACUACACCAAAGAAACUGUUUUCAAGAAAUAGAAAAAGUUCAUCAUCAAAUAUGCGUAAACAAUCAAAUUCAGGAUCAAAUAGUAUUCAUGAAUCUGAUGUUUCAAAUUUGACUGAUAAUUCAUCACAUUCUAAUAAUUCUAAUUCAAAUGGAGGUGGUAAAUUUCUGGUUAAGAAGUUUUUCGGUGGUAAUAAAAACUCAAAUAAAGAAAGUUUAAAUAAAGAAAUUGAUGACAUCGAUGAACAAGUUGAAGCUGAAGAAUUUGAGAAAUGA
This is a messenger RNA of Hansenula ciferrii, 3498 nucleotides long. It is a transcript of the gene GTA1, whose product is annotated as Gta1p. The record is from RefSeq and is a predicted model, not a curated record. NCBI's taxonomy places the organism in Eukaryota, Fungi, Ascomycota, Saccharomycetes, Phaffomycetales, Wickerhamomycetaceae. The transcript has a single exon. Gene Ontology annotation, molecular function: protein binding. The coding region runs from base 1 to 3498 and encodes 1165 amino acids.